Messenger RNA from Peronospora matthiolae, 1509 nucleotides. The record is from the annotation of a GenBank genome assembly. NCBI's taxonomy places the organism in Eukaryota, Oomycota, Peronosporomycetes, Peronosporales, Peronosporaceae.
AUGGAAACGGGCCACCACCACCUGCUGCUGCGAAACAACCACCUGCAGCCGCCACAAUCGCCGUCACAUUUAGACCCCCCGAGUGCCUCCGCUCCCGCCUCCGUGCCUGUGGUUGAAACCGAAGGCAAAUUGCACACGUUCGAGCGACUCCACGCUGAAGGGUUCGCGUACCUCGCGGACAACUCCUACAUCCGGUCGGGCUAUCGGCUGCACUAUUCGGCUCAAGACUGCUUUUUAUCGCUGUUUGAGCUCCACAAUGAGACACUCAACGUGUGGACGCAUAUUAUGGGCUCCUUUAUCUUUCUCAUGCUCAUGCUCUAUCUAGCACUGUCAGGUCAUGCCCUGUCUCGAGCUACAGACGGAGGAUCGCGCGUCGUCAAUUCCAAGACGACACUGCAGACCUGGUGCCAUACACACGAGCCAUAUUUGAUUCAUGGACAUCAUACUCCACGGCUGUUCCUGGCUGGGAGCUUACCAGAGCUCUGUUCACCCGCUUUAAGCCUUGCUGCUCCAGCCAAGUACUAUGAAGUAGCAAGCGCGAUCUUUGACCACAGUUUACAACGACUGCCCAGUCUUGAGCGCUUCCACGCGCUCGUGGAGCACAAUGUUGGUGGGUUUUCCGACUCGGUGGGGGCGCAAAUGGAGCAAUUACGUCACGAACUUGGUGCUCUAUCGACACGACUGGGAGCUCAUGUCCGUGAUACGCCUUCGGAGCACGUGCGUUCGCUCAAGACGCAGCUGGACGAUCGGGUCCAAUCACUUUCGGUGUUUAUACAGGAUGUAGCGAGCCAAGUGGGUGCCGAUUUGCCCAUGAAGUACGUGCUGGAGGAACUCCAUGGCGUCGCGGAGAGUGUUCGUGGUGGACUACACAUAUUAGCAAUGGAAGAGGGACCGCACGACGUGCCUCAUUGGCCACUCUUUGUCUUUAUGGCCAGCGCCGUGAUUUGUCUCACGUGCAGCGCAGUCUUCCACUUGAUGUUUGUGGUGAGUCGCUCGGCCUAUACGCUCUUGUCACGACUGGAUUACGCUGGCAUUACGAUUCUCAUUGCUGGAUCGUUUUAUCCGAUGAUUUACUACUCGUUUUACUGCCACCCGUGGCAGCGCAGUGUCUAUCUGGUCGCGAUCACGACUUUGGCGGCACUGACGUUCACCGUGGCGCUGCUGCCGAUCUUCGGCACGCCUCGAUUCCUCUUGGCACGUACGUGCAUCUUUCUGGCGCUGGGAUUCUUCGGUUUGGUUCCGGUGACUCAUUUGGUGUGGCAUUUCGGUCUUUCGGACCCUCAUGUGACGAUCAUGAUCGGGCCACUGCUGCUGAUGGGAUUGCUGUAUACGAGCGGUGCCGUCAUUUACGUGACCAAGUUCCCAGAGCGCUUUUAUCCAGGUCGCUUUGACCUGUGGUUCUCGAGCCACCAGCUUUGGCACAUUUGCGUCGUGGCGGCCGCGCUCGUGCACUUUGCCAAUGCUCUACAGCAAUACGAGUGGCGUUGGAACACGCAGUGCGAAGCAUAG